Molecule: messenger RNA, 2442 nt
Organism: Marasmius oreades (fairy-ring Marasmius)
Lineage: Eukaryota; Fungi; Basidiomycota; Agaricomycetes; Agaricales; Marasmiaceae
Exons: 5
Coding region: 1-2442 (813 amino acids)
Biological process (GO): microtubule cytoskeleton organization; mitotic spindle midzone assembly
Cellular component (GO): cytoplasm; mitotic spindle midzone; spindle
Molecular function (GO): microtubule binding
Source: RefSeq, a predicted model, not a curated record
AUGGCACCUCUCUCCACACCUUCGUCCCUCUUGACAUCUCUCCUUGAUUCUCUACAUUCUCAUCUACAGACUCAAACGCAACUAUUACCUACCCUGCAUGCACAACUCGGUCUACCUGCGACUGCACUCGAGGAUGAGCUAAGGGUGCUUAGAACCAAACUUAUGAAUGGCGUUGAAUCGCAGAUUGAUCUCAGAAAGAAAGAAGUGGAAGGUUGGAUGCACAAAUGUGAUGUAGUCGAGACGGAAUGUUUACGGUAUUCCAAAGCUUUGGGUGGAAACAUCAAGGCCACGGGGAGCAGUGUUGGGGAGCUGAGGAAGGAGAUCGUUUUACCGAAGCGGUACGAGAUAGGACUGGAAUAUCAGGAGAAGCUAAGACAGUUAUACCACACCAAACUCGAGCAACUCAUGAAUCUGACAAACCGUCUCAAUGCCUUGGCAAAGACCCUGGAUUCGGAUUUCUUCAGUCUGGAUAUUUUAGAACCGACACUAGUGAAGGGCGACAGCGCUGAUAAUCCGCAUAAAGAUGUCACCCCAGAGCGGUUCUCGAAGCUAGAAAAAGAGCUCGUGCGGGGUAAAAGCGAGACUAGCAAACGUUUACACCAUCUGGCGGAAACAUUUGAGGAAAUAUAUAUCCUUUACAUGGAAUUGGGGAUGGUCCCUCCUACCUUAGAAGAUCUAGAAUCUGCUCCUUCCCCUGCGCCCCAUUCCUCCUCUUCAUCAGCUGUAUACCUUCAACCCCCACAUUACCCCUCCGACCCCUUCACACUGUCUGUAUCGACUCCAACCCCACCCUCGCGUUCAUCCUCAAGGUCCGAGUCAUUAUUGCUUGCACAGGAUGAUUGUACUGUAUCUGAUGUCGGUCAUCAACGUACUUUCGCGACUUUCGUUGCAACUAUCGAAGAGGCCGAGUCUGAAGGAGGUAUAAACACUGCUAGGUUGACGGCAUCUUCGUCCCAUCACGUCCCUCUAGGCCUUCAUAACGUCGAGCCUUCACCAUCGUUGUUGAGCUGGGCUCACACGCUACAAUCGUCGCUUGACGAUAUGAAACGUCGACGAGAAGCACAUAUUCAAGCCAUGUUCGAUCAAUUGGACGGGUUAUGGCGAAGGCUUGGCGUUGCGGAGGAGGAUAUGGAGGCAUUUGUGGAAGUGAAUAAAGGUACAACUGAGGAAUGCAUAGCUGGGUACGAAGAAGAGCUGGAGAGAAUGCUGGAGCUGAAGAGAGAGAGAAUGGGUGUCUUUGUCGCUAAUGCCAGGGAUGAGAUACAGAGAUUAUGGGAUGACCUGAUGACCGGGGAGGAGGAAAGAGGGGCGUUCGGGGCAUUCGCUGACGAUGAACACACGGAGGAGCUCUUGCUCAUACACGAGGAAGAGAUACGAAAGCUGAAGGAGGAAAAGAGAAUAAAGGCGCCAUUACUCGCAGGCAUCCGAAAGUAUUUCGAUAUCUGCGAGGAGGAAAAAGAGCUCGCCGCCGCCGCCAACGACCAGACAAGAUUAAUGGGUCGAGGGGCGCGAGAUCCAGGUCGGCUUCUUAGGGAAGAGAAGAUGAGGAAGAGAGUGAUGAAAGAAAAGCCAAGACUGGAGCAAGAUCUCUUAACGGCUGUCCCCGCCUGGGAAGAAGAAACUGGACGCCCUUUCCUCGUACAGGGGGAGAGCAUUUUGCGCAUCCUGAUGGAGACCAUAAGUGCAGCGGAUAAAGAGAACUCAAGCAAGCGUACAAGCCGCCCAGGCGGGCCACCCCCCUUGAGGGCUGGUUCCGUACCUCCGAGGGCGACCACGCCCGUAAGCCGGAUGGGCGGUGGUAAAGGAGUGGUGACACCCGCUGUCAGGCCUGCGCCAGGUGGAGCAAGCUCAAUGCCCAAUAAACGAAUGAAGAUGAAUGACAGUGGCGAUGAGGCUUACGGAAGGAAUGGGGGAAGAGCACCUUUGGGUACCUCUCGAGGCAACAAUCAGAGUACGACUUCGCUUGGUGUCAGUCAGCGACGAGAUGUGUCACCCUCAAAGAUUCCCGGUAGUGGACGAGCGUCUCAGAACACAGGUGCCACUUCCUCAUUACCCCGUCCAGUGUCGGUAGCGAUGCCAGUCCCGAAACCUGGGACCCAGCAUCACGCUCUCGGCCAUGGUAGGUUACCUACAGGUGGCGUGUUCUCUUUUGCUUCGUCCUCAGCUGCAUCCUCGUAUAGUUCAGGAGGGUUUCCGGCUGGAAUACGGACUGCGUCCAGUUACGGUGGUGGGAGCUCUAUGAACCGUGGAUACGUCUCGGGAGCAACAAGGCACCCUAGUGAAGGAAUGAAAUCCUCUUACAUAGAAAGAAAUUCUAAGGCCGCAAGAGUGAGAAGGGAGAGCUUCAAACCCCGACCAAGUAUGGAAGGGCACGAAGUGGCAGGUACAAGAUGGACGCGCGGAUUUAUCGGAGUGAAGGAGGAAGAGGAGGAUAGUUGUUAG